AUGGCCGACGCAAAGAUGGACGGGGGCGAGGCUCCGUCCUCGACGACUGGAGGCCUGUCUAAUGCCCCAUCACCGCGCAACCAAGAGGACGCGCCAAACAGUCUGCAGCCUCCUCCCGGCGCUGCAUCAGAAGCGGCGCCUUCAAAAUCCACUAGCAGGGCUUCUUCCACCCGGAACUCGACACCCGCUGCUUCUCUCGAGGUGCGCCAACCCGCACCAGACGCCGACGACGCGUCUUCAGCCAUGGACGACGUGCAGCCUUCCCUGGAAGCGGCCAAUGGUGCCUCUAGCAAAACGAAACCAUUGCCCAAGGAGCCCGAGCUGAAUGGUGAGGCGGCGGCAGCAGCAGCAGCAGCAUCAUCAUAUGGCACGCGCUCGCGAGGCCGCCCAGGCCGGUCGCGACCUAAUUAUGCAGAGGACGCCGAAAUGGACUUUGAAGUGCCAGCGGCAUCUGCGAAUGGCAACGUGUCUGAUCCACCGUCGCGUAGUUCCGUGGCUCCCGACAGCGGCCAUGCUUCGAGUGUGAGUGGAAAGAAAGCUUCCGGCCCUGCACAAGGCAAUGGGUCGUGGGGUAAUUCCGGCUCCAACACCAAGGACAGCGCGGCGAAUCCCACUGCUCCCAGCACCUCAGCCACGGCUGCAGCGACUCAAUCUAGCACUUCGCAGCCUCAGCCCCCAACAAAACGGCGCAAAAACGCUGCUGCCAGUGCCGCAAAUGGUAGUCACGCAAGUGCCACAGCGCCAAGCCAAGCAGGGGCGAAGCGCGGCAGUCAGGCUGCCGGCACCAUGGUAGCCGCCAGCAGCGCGCGAGAGUCCAACAUGAUGACUUUUGAGAACACGGCUGCCAUUCUCAAAAAUGGCCGCCUCGAGGCUGACGAUGGCCAGACCGUGUCAGUCAAUGAUCAAGUGUACCUUGUGUGCGAGCCGCCCGGCGAGCCCUACUACCUCUGCCGGGUCAUGGAAUUCAUCCACGUCGACAACGACCCCAAGAAGCGGGUCGAGUCUUUGCGCGUCAAUUGGUUCUAUCGCCCACGAGACGUGCAGCGCUACAACAAUGACACUCGUCUCGUCUAUGCGACGAUGCACUCAGACCUUUGCCCCAUUGCAUCCCUCCGGGGGAAAUGCCAGAUUCUGCAUCGCAGCGAGAUUGGCGACCUGGACGAGUACCGCAAGACCAAGGACAGUUUCUGGUUCAACCAAGUCUUUGAUCGCUUCAUUCAUCGCUGGUACGACGUCAUCCCCGUCUCCUCGGUUAUCAACGUCCCAGACAAGGUCAAGAAGGCGCUCGACGAACGAUGGAAGUCUUCCAGUCCAACUUGUCCACGUGAUGAAGCUAACUUGAUUAGGAAUGAUUCGGUUGAAUGUGCAGUAUGCCACAACACAUAUCACAUGAACUGUGUUCGCCCACCAUUGCUCAAGAAGCCAUCCCGUGGUUUUGCCUGGGCUUGUGGACCAUGCAGUAGGGCCCAAGAGAAGAAGCUGGAGGCGCGUCUGGGCACCACCAAUGAAGAUGCUGAAGAAGAAGAGGUAAUAGACGAGGAAGAGGAGGAGGCCGGCGUCGACACCAAUGCACCAACCCCGGAUCCUGAUUCCCAAAUCGACACUCAUCCUGCCACGCAGGCAGAGAUCGCUCUAGCCAAGAUGUGGCCUAUGCGGUACCUUGGCAUCCAUUGCCGGGUAGAGGACGCACUGCAGUACGAUGAUCGAGCAAUCUAUCCCCGUGCCAGCUCACGGCUAGGCCCCCGGCACCAAGCUAACGUCAAUGUCUGGCACGGGCAUCCUGUCGAAUUUGUCAAGCCUGCAGAGAUCAAGAAGCGAUAUGUCAAGGCAGCAGGCAACAAGAAAGAAGGCAAGCUAUCCAAAGAAACGGUCGCUGCAAUCGAAGCCGACAAGGCGGAGAAGGCUAAGCGCCCCAAAUGGGUCAUGGAUGAACCUCCUGGCUAUGUUCGCCGCGGUGAAGACCUGCCAAACAAGGAUCCCAAAUGUACUGCGGAGCUGAUUUUCAAGAUGCCUCCUUUGGGAGUACAUUCGACACGAGGAGAAGACAAUGCGCCGACAGUCACUGAAGAUCAGGUCAAAGCUUACAUGGACCGAGCGAAAGCAUUGGCCAAGUCACACGUUGGAGUAGAGCCCUACAACACAAAUUUCUUGGAUAAAUGCCUGGCUCUCUUCACUAAACAUCAAUACGAUGCCGAUGUUGCUUUGAAGCAUGUCAAGAAGAUUGACAAGCGGAAAGAUUUGAGGGAGCCCGAGCUAACCAAGGAAGAAGAAAAGAAGUGGAACGAAGGUGUCGCAAAGUACGGUUCAGAGAUCAGGCUCGUCCGCCAGCACACGAGCAAGACCAUGUUCUACGGAGACGCCGUACGCUACUACUACAUGUGGAAGAAGACGCCUAAAGGAAGAGAGAUUUGGGGUUCAUACAGCAGCCGGAAAGGUCGGACCAAGAAGGUUGAGCCUGAUGCACAAGCUCGUCUUGUUGACGAUGUUGCGGACGACCAAGACGAUUCAGCAUUUGACAGUGCCAAGGCCAUUCAACGCAAACGGGUUUUCCAAUGCAAGUUCUGUGCAGUUCGACAUUCUCGGCAGUGGAGACGGGCUCCCGGAGUGACUCCUGGCCAGAUGGUACCACCGGAUGGCCGUUCCAAGGACAAGACUGGGUUCCUGAUUGCGCUUUGUCUACGUUGUGCAAACUUGUGGCGCAAGUACGCAGUGACAUGGGAAAACGUUGAUGAGAUUGCCAAGAAGGUUGCUCAAGGCGGAGGAAAGGCUUGGAAGAGACGUAUCGACGAGGAGCUUCUGCGUGAGGUCUACGCUGCACAGUCAGAUCCCAGCUCGAAGAAUGCUACUCCCGAGUAUGUCGAGCUCCCAGCCGCCACAGCCCAGCCAGUUGCAGAGCCACCAAAGAAGAAGCAGAAAACUGUGGCCGCUGUGAAUGGAGACAGUGGGACGUCAACCCCUGUCAGCGAGCCUGUUCCGAAGAAGGAGAAGAAGGAGAAGCCUGCUCCAGUCGUCAAAGCGCCUACUCCUCCUCCGGUCCCGUCGCCCCCCAAGUAUCGAGCUUUGCCCUGCGCUGUAUGCCGAUCAGUAGAAGGCACACGUCUGGAAUGUGCGGCUUGCAAGAUGACGGUCCACAAAGCCUGCUAUGGUGUUGAAGAAACACGACAAGCCAAUAAGUGGUACUGUGAUCCUUGCAAGAAUGACAAGAAGGAAAGCGUCUCAUAUACGUACGAAUGUGUUCUAUGUCCUCAGAAAGAUACUGAACAGGAGUUUUAUGAGCAACCAAAGGUUACGCACAAGAAGAAGACUGACCGCGAUCGGGAGAAGGAGCGGCUAGAAAAGGAGCUUGUCGACAAGGCUAAAGAGGAAUAUCGCCUUCGGCAGCAGGAGAAAGGCCGACCGCUUGUCCCUCGUGAGCCGCUCAAGCGAACCGCUGACAAUAACUGGGUACACGUGUACUGUGCGCUCUGGCACGCUGAGAUCAAAUUCAGCAACGCGGCUCGCCUGGAUAUGGUCGAGGGCAUUGGAGCGCCAACGCUUCGAUACGACGCAGUCUGCAAGCUCUGCAAAACGACCAAGGGUGCAUGCACGUCGUGUCUCCAAUGUCACGCAACAUUCCACGUUGGCUGUGCUCAUAACCAUGGCUACAUACUCGGUUUCGACAUGACCCCUGUCAAGGUCUCCCGCAGAGACGCAGUACCCACAGUGACUAUGAAUGGGGAAACUGGGACCCUGAUUGCGGCCAUCUGGUGCAAAGAGCAUACCCCCAAGACAAUUGUUCAUCCAAUGAACGAGGAAGUGGAAGGAACCGAUCUGAUUGCGCUCCAGCUCUUUGCUCGCGAAUUCAAGCAGGCUGAUCUCACUCUAACGGGCACAGCACGCAAGGCCAAUCUCGUUGAUCAGUCGACGCGCAUCGCUCCGCAGGCUGUGCCGGCACCAGCUAACCGUAGGGCAUCCGCAGUCACGGCCCCUACUCCCACUUCUGCACGAGGACGUCAAUCAAACGCAGGCAUAUCUGUCAAGGAAGAGCCAAGUGAGCCAUCAGUGUACAAGUCUGAACGCAAGUGCGUACGCUGCAAGAUUGAGGCUAGUCCACGAUGGUGGAAGGUGGAUGGAGAAGUAACACCAGGACAAGUUUCUCGGGUAGUGGAUGGCCCGCUGGACAUGAAGAGUGCCGUGGAUCUUAGCGGCCAUAUGGAGAGGAAGCCGCUUCUCGAGGAGGGCAAAAUCGUCAAUGGAAACGGUGGUGAGGACCAUGCCAUGUCGGACGCUCCAGCUGUUGCUUCGCCUACAAGCAAGAGCCUGCGCUUGGAUACCAGAGGGGCAGUUGCUUCGUCUGGUGCCUAUCUGUGUCAAAAAUGCCAUUGGAAGAGGAAGAAUGGGACGGAUGAAGAAGAGGAGGAGCGAGCGAGGUCCGUCUCGAUAUUCAAAGAGCCCCCGCAACAAUACCCCCUACCUGCAGCGCAGAUUCCACAAUACGCACCACCUCCGCCUGCGUUGGCUGGUACAUGGACACUGCCCGGUGGUCCGCCAAACCAACCGCCUCCACUGCCGUCAUGGCACAGUGGUGUACCGCCUGGGCCUGGCCAUCACCUACCCAAUGGCAGCGGAUAUGUGCCCCCGCCGCUACCAGCUCCAUCGGUAGGCCACAACGCUCCUUACCACGCCCCGUAUCCGCCUCAGCCGAAUGGAUACGCGGCCUUUUCGGGUGCGCCGAUGCACUCGGCGAUUGUAGCAGCAGGGCUUCGACCACCGUAUUCGGGACCGCCUAUUAGCGGACCACCGCAGCUGCACCACGGCAACGGCUCCAUGCUGGUGAAUGGUGCGAUACCGUCGGCUAGGACAAUACCGUUCUCGCCCACGCAUCAUCACGCACACGCAGCCUCACGCGAAAGCGCAUUCAUUGCACCUCCGCCUCCUGCGGUAGCGCAAUACCCGGGGAUCCAUGGUAGUCCUGCAACUGGCAGGCCGGCUACGCCUAUGGACGCGGUGAUGCGGGAUGCUCCGGUGGUGACAUCGGCGCCAAUUGAACGGGCAAGCACGGGGGCAAGUGCUAGUCCGUCACUUCGCAACUUGCUGCAUUAGACUUUGCUUACUCUAACUUUGAUGUAAUUGUACACAACUGGGUUUGACUC
Messenger RNA from Bipolaris maydis ATCC 48331, 5132 nucleotides. RefSeq lists its product as uncharacterized. Gene Ontology annotation, cellular component: Lid2 complex. Gene Ontology annotation, molecular function: ubiquitin-protein transferase activity; chromatin binding. Gene Ontology annotation, biological process: histone catabolic process. The record is from RefSeq and is a predicted model, not a curated record. Lineage: Eukaryota; Fungi; Ascomycota; Dothideomycetes; Pleosporales; Pleosporaceae.